Varanus komodoensis (Komodo dragon) is the source of this 2847-nucleotide messenger RNA. RefSeq names its product interleukin 15 receptor subunit alpha (gene IL15RA). Lineage: Eukaryota; Metazoa; Chordata; Lepidosauria; Squamata; Varanidae. The coding region runs from base 1 to 987 and encodes 328 amino acids. Gene Ontology annotation, biological process: interleukin-15-mediated signaling pathway. Gene Ontology annotation, cellular component: plasma membrane. Gene Ontology annotation, molecular function: interleukin-15 receptor activity. The transcript is spliced from 9 exons. The record is from RefSeq and is a predicted model, not a curated record.
AUGGACAACCACCCUGUGAGCCGCGCUCGUAGGACAUCCCCCCACGCGCAGACACCACCCCUCGCGCUUCGUGCAUCUUGCGUCCCUUCACGAAACAAGUGUGGCCAACCCAAGCCAGUAGAAAAUGCGGAGAUUGCAAGCGGCAGCGGCGGCAAGCUGCGGUACUCGUGCAUCAGGAAUUACAAGAGGCAGGCGGGCACGUCCAGCCUCAUCCUGUGCAAGCAGGAUGAGGCCACGAAAGAGUUUCGAUGGACUGAGGCGCAGCUGAAAUGCAUUAGAGACCCAUCGCUGCCUGAUCCUCCUCCUGAAGCCACAACGGAAGAUUCCAGAAGAGAAACAGCGAGUUCCACACCAUCGGCUCCAGAGGCUACCAGUGCAGCCCCCUCAGCGGCCCCCCUGCACCCCCAUGGAAGCGGGACCGCCUCCCAGCCAGCCUCAGACCCCGCCAGCACGCCGCCUGGGACGGCCUCUCUGCCAUCGCCCAGCCCUAGCAGCCCGUCGACGGCCACCGCAGAGGCCGGCCGCUGCUGCCCCGCCACCGCCACCGCAGGUGUGACGCGGCCCCCGAGCACCAGCCCACCAGCCUCCCAGGCCCCGGCUAGCACGAUGCCCGGGAGCGGCGACAGAGGAACCUCGGCGCCCGCCGGCCGGAUCCCGGGGAAUGCGACACGGUCGUCCGACAAGAGCGUGCGGCAGGGAAUCACAGGAUCGCCUUACUUCAGGAUUGGAUUCCCUUUCCUAGUAUUAUUAGCGGUCAUCAUAAUAUGCUUCGUUUUAUGGGUCCUUUAUAGAAGACCGAGAUGUUCUCUGAGAUGGACAGGCAUUGCAGGGGGAACAGACUUUCCGCAGAGGGUGCUGGCUCCCACGAUGUCUGAAGGAGGCGGCCAGAUUGCCCCAUCAGGCAACGGGCCAGAAGAUUCAGGUGCUGCCCCCGAAGGGAUGCCCAUGCUCCCCAUGGGGGCGCAGGGGGCCACCUCGACCGGUUGAGCAGGGCUGAGAGGCAAAACCAAGACUUCCUCAAAACACAGAGAUGGCCUUAGAGGUGAGCGGAGCAGCAUGUUGCCGGAUGCCCGGUGCAUUUCCUGGCAUGCCGCAUCGGAAAGCGGUGCUGGAGAGCGCACUGUGGAAUCUCACGGCUGGCACCGCCCUGCCCGUUCCAGCCCCUCGCCGGAGUUAAGGCCAAAGUGGGCGAAAACUGCUCCUGGCUUGCCCACAGGGUAAUCACUUUCGGAAGGAUAGCUCGUUUGCCAAGCAGGAGAGAGCGCGAGAGGAGAGAGCGCGCGCGUGUGACACACGGGAUGCUGGAGAGCAACAUCCUGCCCUGCUCAGAAGAGGCCCAGGGCACUGGAAGGAGAUGAGGCAGCGGGAAAAGGUUGGAAGAACGUGGGAACCAUCCAUCCAUCGUUUGACCCACUGGGCGAUUGGAGAGUGAAAGGUGGGAUGAGCCUCAAGGACGCCGUCCACUGGAAAUGAGGGGCAAGGCCCGGGGGUCUGAGGUGGCCCCGCUCUGCUGCGAGCUGGAGUGGAAGGCAAGGCAGAGGCAAGAAAUUGGUUUCCUCUCUCCUCCGACCAGCUGGACCACCGCCAGAAUCUGCUGUGACGUCAUCCCUCCGAGCUGAAUGGGAGACCACAAAACCGUCACACCUGGGGGGGAGGUCUUUUGAGCCCCCGUUUGCUUUCAGGCCUUAUGUUAAGGCAGGGGGCAGGAGCUGCAUCCCAGUCCAGCCCUUAGGAGCUCCCUAGAAGGCCCCCCGCUUCCCAUGGCCCCUCCCCGUUUCCCCCAACGACCGGUAAUUCAGUGGCACCCCAACGUUAAUGCGAUGGCGCGCUGAAUUCUGAAAGGAGAAAAUGCCUUGCUAAGGCUUAGUCACAAUCGGUGCUGAAAGAGGCCGGGGGGGGGGGGGUGCCCUAUCCUCUGCCAGAAGGCAGUCCUCGAAAGUUUCCCCCAUAGAAUUUGGCCUUCUGCCAGCGGGGUCAGACAUGGGGGGAAGCCUGCCAGAGGCUCCUGGUCCAGAGGAAGAGCGUGAUGAGCAGGCGAGCGAGCUUCAUUUUACGGUGGGAUUGCUUGGCGUGUGUCGGGCAGAUCCUGGGAGUGUGGCGACCGAGCGCCUGAGGCUGGUUCUUUUAGCGCAGCGACUCAGAGACCAAGGUGCCUUUCUGAAAGUCCGUUUUGCGACUUGUUGGCCAACGAAGGACUCUUUAAAUCCGGGAACUCUGCAGCGUUGACGUUGUUUCCCAAAUUGCAAGGCCUCCGUAACCUUGUCUUACCGUACACACAGGGUCAGUUUCUUCCAAAUGUUUACAUGUUACUGGAAUGUGUGAGAAGGGAAAGUCUGCUACCCAUCAUGUCGCUUUUGCUGCGGUUUUGCUUUUGGAAUAACUUGCCAACACUCCAGUGGUUUUCUGAGAGAAGCCAGUUCAAGAGGCACCCAAGCUGUCCAGAACACAAUUCCCCUGAAGCAAGCCAUGCGACUGGUGCCUACUACUCAAAGGAAGGCCUCAUGAGUUUAGAGACAGAUUACUUGGUUCCUCUGGAAAGAAACUGGAAAGCCGGGGGCCUUGACUUAGUGCGGUGUGGGUCCCAAAACCGGUGCAUAAAUUACCCUGGCCUGGGGGACAGAGGAGAUCCAAGGCCCUUCCUUUUUGUAAUGGUCCCUUAAAUUCAGAUUUUAGAUGGUUAGAGAGGGAUACGAAUUAGCUAGAAGUGGAGAAAGUCGGGGGUUGGAGUCUGUGGGGCAGCUCCUGUGUGGUGUAUACUUGUCCCCAUAUUUCAAGUACUUCCCAGCCUUGGGCUUUACCUUGGGGAACAUGGAAGCAAAAUUGAAUUUGUUUACACUUCACUUGAAA